UCUUACAAAUGUGAAAUUUGUUUUAAGCAGUUUACUACAGCCAGUCAUUUGAAAAGACAUUUAAGAGUGCACACUGGAGACAAUCCGUACAAGUGUGCUAUUUGUUAUAAGCAGUUUAUUGAUAGAAAUAAUUUAACAACACAUUUGAGAGUGCACACUGGAGAGAAACCAUACAAGUGUGAAAUUUGUUUUAAACAAUUUAGUGAAGCAGGUACUUUGAAAAUCUAUUUGAGAGUGCACACUGGGGAGAAACCUUAUAAGUGUGAAAUUUGUUUUAAGCAGUUUAGUGAAGCAGGUACUUUGAAAACACAUUUGAGAAUGCACACUGGCGAAAAGCCGUACAAGUGUGAAAUUUGUUUUAAGCAGUUUACGCAAUCCGAAAAUUUGAAAACACAUUUGAGAGUGCAUACUGGGGAAAAACCUUAUAAGUGUGAAAUUUGUUUUAAGCAGUUUACGCAAUCGGCAAAUUUGAAAACACAUUUGAGAGUGCAUACUGGGGAAAAACCUUAUAAGUGUAAAAUUUGUUUUAAGCAGUUUGCUAAAGCAAACAAUUUGAAAACACAUUUGAGAGUGCACACUGGGGAAAAACCUCACAAGUGUGAAAUUUGUUUUAAGCAGUUUACUACAAACACUGAUUUGAAAACACAUUUGAGAGUGCACACUGGGGAAAAACCUCACAAGUGUGAAAUAUGUUUAAAGCAAUUUAGUGAAGCAUGUAGUUUGAAAAGACAUUGGAGAAUGCACACUGGCGAAAAGCCGUACAAGUGUGAAAUUUGUUUUAAGCAGUUUAGUGGAGCAGGUAAUUCGAAAAGACAUUUGAGAGUGCACGUGCACACUGGCGAAAAACCAUAAAAGUGUGAAGUGACCCCGCAACACUGGGGUCAGGACAAAUAAUCCCGGACAAAAAAUCGCCCUACAGCAAAUUAACUUAAAAUGCAUUUUUUGAGACUGCACACUGGAGAAAUCGUAGUGUUGAACAGGGAUCUCGUGAAGUGGGCGGGCACUGCGGGGUACUGCGCAGACAGAGAAAGCCUUCGGACAGAAAAGGAUGAAAUUUACUCGAAUAUUACCGCUUUGUUCGUACCGCAAUGUUGUCAAUAUGUGAAUAACCACAGUAAUAUUGGAAAUUUUGAGUAUGAUAUCUAAAGAAACUAAAUAAUUGACACUGCAUGACGUGUAUGUAGAUUUAUAAUCAGGUAAAAAAAAUUAAAACAUUGUACAGAAUAAAAGGAAAACAAAAAUAAUGAUUUGA
Molecule: messenger RNA, 1252 nt
Organism: Diabrotica virgifera virgifera (western corn rootworm)
Lineage: Eukaryota; Metazoa; Arthropoda; Insecta; Coleoptera; Chrysomelidae
Product: zinc finger protein 235-like
Exons: 1
Biological process (GO): regulation of transcription by RNA polymerase II
Cellular component (GO): nucleus
Molecular function (GO): DNA-binding transcription factor activity, RNA polymerase II-specific; RNA polymerase II cis-regulatory region sequence-specific DNA binding
Source: RefSeq, a predicted model, not a curated record